Messenger RNA from Xiphophorus maculatus (southern platyfish), 6678 nucleotides. It is a transcript of the gene shroom3, whose product is annotated as protein Shroom3-like. Lineage: Eukaryota; Metazoa; Chordata; Actinopteri; Cyprinodontiformes; Poeciliidae. Gene Ontology annotation, molecular function: actin filament binding. Gene Ontology annotation, biological process: actin filament organization. Bases 293 to 5833 code for a protein of 1846 amino acids. The record is from RefSeq and is a predicted model, not a curated record. The transcript has 26 exons. Gene Ontology annotation, cellular component: cortical actin cytoskeleton; adherens junction; apical junction complex.
AGAGAGAGAGAGAGAGAGAGAGAGAGAGAGACCUUCCGCUCUCCACAAACUUUCGGGAAUCUUUCCAGGUUGAAUCCGGGCGGCUUUUUUUCCCGGACUCGAUCAGCCGCUCUCUGCGCUACAGGAAUGCACUUUGCAGGAAAGGCGCAAAACUCCUCCUGCUGCCUUGUUUUCCCCGCAAACCGGGAUUUAUAAAUGAGCGGCGAUGCACCUGUGAGCGACCCGGAGUGUAGCAGCUCAUUCUGGGCUCCAGCACCGCAGCCGGGCUGAGCGCCGUCCCCGCGGGCCGGGCAUGGAGCGCCGCGGCCGGGCGGGGCUCCAGCCGGCGGGCGGAGGAGAGGGAGGCGGAUGGGUGCUGGUGGAGGCCCGGCUGCAGGGAGGAGCGCCGUGGGGCUUCACCGUGCAGGGCGGCCUGGAGCACGGACAGCCGCUCAUCAUCUCCAAGGUGGAAGACGGGGGUAAGGCGGACAGCGUGGAGCGCCCUCUGCUGGUCGGGGACGAGAUCAUCAUCAUCAACGACGUGGAGCUGAGCGGCUACAGACAGGAAGCCAUCGCUCUGAUCAAAGGAUCCUUCAAGACGCUGAAGCUCACCGUCCGCAGGGAGUUCGAUUGCGGAUACGUCGAGGAGUUCACGUCACCGAACUCCGGGGCCGCUCUUCGUCUUCCCUCACCUCCUCCUGAUCUCUGUUUCCAAUCGCCUCCACCGUCACAGGAAGCCCCAUCGUCCAAUCACAGCCAGCGAUGCUCAGCGGUCCAACUACGCAUCAAGAACCGACGCAGUGAGCCGUCGUCUCGCCCUCAUUCCUGGCACUCCACGAAACUCGGCGACGAUCAACCGGACCUGGGGCAGAUGGAGUCGAUGGGCCCCGUCUGGGGCCACAGUUACCCCACCAGUGCUUCCACCACCGACCUGUCGGCCGGGUUCGACCCCAGCGGCGGCUACCUGAGGAAGAGUCCGGACCAGUACAGCUCCAGGGGCAGCAUGGAGAGCCUGGACCCGGCCCAGUCCUCCCACCACCACCCAGUGACGCAGCAGCAGCUCCCACUGGGCCACCGCGGCCAGACUGGGCCCAACCCGGCCUACUCGUCCUGCCAGCAGCUUUCCUCUGCCAGGUCAAACAGCAUCGACCUCCUGCACAGCAAGCGGGACUCGGCCUACUCCUCCUUCUCCACCAGCUCCAGUAUUCCCGAGUACCUGGCCUCCACGCCCUCCUUCGGCCCGGAGCGCUCCUGCUCCCUGGACGCCGUCCCGCAGAGAGGCGCCGGCAGCGCCGAGAUGCUGCAGGCCGACAUCCGAUACGUCCGCGCCGUCUACGACGCCCAGCAGGGCCUGACUCAGGAGCAGGAGCUGAACUCGUCCAGAACCGGGCCCAGGUCCGGGCCAAGAGACCUCCAGGGCUCAGUGGGCGGGGUCUGUUACCGCGGCGCUAACGGCAGCAGAGGCGGCGUCCCGGCGUCCAACAGGCACAGUGUGGGACCCAUAUGGGGCCAGGCGGCCAGCCGCAGCUCCUACGAGAGCCUGAAGGGGGCGCCCGCUCCGCCGAGGCGCAGCGACAGCUACGCCGCCAUCAGGAACCACGAGAGACCAAACUCCUGGUCCAGUCUGGACCACGCCCGGUCGCUGCGGUCUCUGCAGAGGAGCUCCUGGCAUCACUCCAGCGGCCCAGUGGCCUCAGCGAAAGCUUCGUUUGGCGCCGAGGGUCAGCUCCACACCGUGAUAGAGAAGAGUCCGGAGAGCAGCCCCACCACCAAGCCCAGGCAGGGCGCCGGGUUCUCCCAGCCCCCGUCCCCUACCGGGCCCUGCUCCCCGCCCAGCCGCCUCAUUCUUCCUGCCAGCGUUUACCCGGUUCCCCAGCCAGAACCUCAGUACGCGCAGACGCCCAGCUCCGGUCCCGGUCCCGGUCCGUCUGGAGUCUACACGGCCCUGACCAAGGAGAGCAGCCGGCAGCAGGCGACAGAAAACGGCCACCAAACCGUCGGAUCCUCACCGUAUUCCCGCUCCUCGUACUCCGGACCUGGAUCCGGACAGCUCAGGUCCAGGCUGCCCGAGGCGGACAGUUGGCACCAGCACCCAGAGUCGAACGCUGAAACCCACAAGCAGCACCUGAAAACCUCUGGAGGCGGUUCUGAGGGUCCGACUGGAGACCAGAGACCUUCCAGGAACCUCAGCCAGAACUUCGAUGAUUCUCUUCUGAAAGGACGGCAGGAAGAGCAGAACCACGAAUUCAGGAUUACCCCGGUCCACUCGGUCCCAGACCUCAGAACCGCGUCCACACAGGGGAGGAGCGAACCCAGAGACAACAGCCGACCCAGAGACCCGCCCAUCGUUCAGUCAGAACCGGCCGGAUGGACCCGGGUCGCCCAGGGUCAGGUACCGCCCAGCUCAGCGCCGCAUCCAUCCGCCCAGUGGAGCCACAGAGACCCGGACAGCGAUCACCCUCUGACCCGGCUGGAGAUCGCCCUGGCCGAGGUCCAGCGCUGCUCCGUUCCCGACGGCCCAGACGGCGGCCAGAGUCCGGCCCGCAGCCUCUCGGUUCUGGAGAAAGUCAGUCACUUUGAGCGGCGGAGAGACGGAGGGAAGCUGCGCAGCUUCAGCACCAACUCCUACUGCAAAUCCUCCCAUCUGGGGAUGAGCGAUAAAGGUGGCAGUUCCCCCUGUGGAGCGGAGGACCUCAGAAACAUGCUGGAAAGAAGCACCAAGGGAACCAAAGCCCACAGGACGAUGAGCUACAGAGGAGGCGGCAAUGAGUACAUGAAACACAGGCUUCCAGCCGAUCCCGUCUCAGCGCUCCAGAGAAGCCGCAGCAGCUUCCAGCUGGACGGAUCAAAGGACGGAGACGUCAACAGGAACUGUCCUUAUCGACCCGAACCCCAGGAGACGGUCGACCCCCUGCUGGACAGAUCUUACAGGGAGUCAGUGAAAGACGUCCAGCCCACCGUCCUUCGCUCCACUUCCUUCAGACAGAGAGACCUCAGCUCUCCGCCUCCCGUCGUCUCCGGCCCUCAGCCGUUCCCCAACCCUGCUAAGUACAACUCACUGGAGAAAAGAGGCCCAAAGACGAAGCCCAAACCUCAGGGCAUCGUCAUGCCACCAGUCACUUCCCCUCACACCCCGAAGGAGAGGCAUGCGGUCAGCCCCGAUGACGGAGGCCGGAGCCCGCCGCCGCUGCCCAGCGUGCCUCCGGUCGGGCCGCCGGCUCUGACCAGGAUCUGCGGCCGCAAGCGUCUGACGGCCGACCAGAAGAAACGUUCGUACUCCGAACCAGAGAACAUGAACGAAGUGGGAGUUUCUGAUCCAGAAACAGCUUCCCUCUUCCGACGAGGAGGAGAAACUAGCGUAGCAGACCGUCGGAAGAUGUUUGAGCUUGCAGCGAGCCACGUUGGCGCCGGACUCAGUCAGGCCGCCGUGUCGAGGUCGGACCUGCGGCAGCUCCGCCAAGACGCUCUGGUUGAGUACGUGGAGAGGAAGCGAGGGAUCAGGAGGGACGAGGCAGGGCUGAGGACUGGAUCCAGACCUCGCAGCGCUUACUUCCACCCUGAACAGGGCUACCACACAGACACCUACAGCCUCUCGUCCACCUCCAGCAUGCUUUCCCUUCAGGACCCUGGUCCGGAUCAGGGCGUCCCUGCUCUGGGAUCUGACCGUUGGAGCCUCCAGUCCAACCUCUUCUACCCGGGCAGGGUGACCACACCCAGACCUCCAGCUCAGCCGAUCCCUGGUCUUGAUCUCCAAAUCAGUCCAGAUCUGAACCCUGAAGCCCGAAUCAACAGACACAGUCAGUCCGGUACCAGAGACUCGAACAUAAGUGAAGACCGGCAGAUUGCUGAGCCUCAGUACAAACCCGGAUUCUCCACGAAGGUCAACGAGGCGUUGCAGAGGGUCGGCUCGGUCCACCGGACCGGGAGGUCGGCCUCUGCUGAGGAUCUGCUGGAGCGUUUAGAAAGCAAAUACUCACCUCAACACAUUCGCUCUCGCUCGUCCCCGACCGCAGACAAGCUCAACCAGAACUUAAUUUCAGGGGAAAUCAAGAGUUUUGACGUUUCCUUCUCUGAAUCGGGACGAUGUGCUCUGGCUGCAGACCGACCUGCAGACAUUCACAGAUCAACAGAGUUCAGUUCUACUCAGUCAAACCGGUUCAAUGAGAACUCUGACCGACCGACAACGCCUGCACAAGACGUCUCUCAAACCCCCGUCAGUCGUAGAGAGCGCCAGAGGAACGGCGAACGUCUCCGGGCCUACAGCACCUCCACCUUGGCGGCCUCCGUCGGCCUUCCCUCGCCCUUCUCCUCUCCUGGGAACCAGCAGGACGGCGGCGGCGCCGCGGAGUGGACCUCCAGCGAGAGGCUGAGCCGGGCCAACCUGGACGCCAUCACCUUCCCGGGAAUCGCGCAGAGCGGCGACAGACAGACGAGAUGCAGCCUGAGCGACGGAACCGCAGAGGACGGACACCGAGGCAGAACCUUAAGCUUGGAGUUGACUGGAGAGAUUUCUGAAAAUACCAAACCAGUUUCACCAGUCACACCAGCACCGCCACCAUACAGGAAGACCAGUGGGAGCUCCACUUCCUCCCAUCAGUCCGUCCAUCCUCACCUGUCCUCUCUGAGGAUCUCUGAAUCCAGCCUCAGCGGCUCCUUCGAGCAGCAGCCGCUGCAGACGUCGACAGGAAACCUUCAGGAGUUUGACGACGUCUUCCUCACCAGUCCUCCUCCUCUUCCUCCUCCUCCUCCUCCUCCUCCUCUCACUCCACCGAUUAAAGAGACGAACAUCAUGGAGGACGUCCCUCCUCUCCCUCCUCCACCACCUCCAGCUGAGAUGGAAGCAGAUCUUCAGUCGUUACAAAGCUCUAAUCCAGAAACGUUAAAAAACUCGGUUUCCAUCCGGACGCAUUCGGCUCAGUCCGCUCCGCCAUUAAAGCCACAGCCGUCCAACUCCACCGAGGACGUCUUCGUCUUCCAGUACCAGCCGCUUCCCAGGAGGGAGAAGUCACCCGAAGAGCUGAGGGUGGAGGCGCUGAUUCAACAACUGGUGUUGCAGGAUCCCUCUCUGGCGCCCCUGCUGGACACCUGGGGAGGCGAAUGCACUAUGAAGCUGAUGGAGGAAAUCUUUUCUAACGGCAGCCUGACUGGUGGAGCACAGGGCAGUUCACUGCCGGGUCAAAGGAUGCAGGCCGGCGACUGUGGUCAGAGUUCGGACCAAACGAAGGAAACGGACGUUGAUGAAGACGAGAACGACGUCAACACCAGGAAGGGGGAGCUGUGUGAGGCCCUGCGGCGCUGCGUGGCGGCGAUGCAGCGGGAGAAGGCGGCUCUGGCGGAGGAGCAUCGGCGCCACCAGGCUGCGGGCGCCGGCAUGGAGGCGCUGAUCCAGCAGCUGCUGAAAGCCAACGAGAAGGAGAAGUACAGCAUGUUCAUAGGAGACCUGGAGAGGAUCGUCAACCUGCUGCUGUCUCUGUGCAGCCGCCUGUCCAGGGUGGACAAGUCUCUGCUUUCUCUGGACAGAGACGGAGGUUUGACUGAAGACGCUGCUGAGGAGAGGGACUCCCUUCAUCACAAGCGUUCGCUGCUCCUUCGUCAGACUGAAGACGCGCGGGAGCUGAAGGAGAACCUGGACCGGCGGCAGCGCGCGGUCACCGCCAUCCUGACCGGCUACCUCACCGAAGCACAACUCCACGACUACCGCCGCUUCGUCAGCGCCAAACCCUCGCUCCUGAUUCGCCAGCGCCAGCUCGAUGACCUCAUCCGGCAGCGGGAGGAGCAGCUGGCGCGACUCGCCGAGAGCCUGCCGCCAAGCCCCGCCCACUCCGUCAGGUCCACCGCUGUGACAUCACUGUGAUGUAACGAGAUAGAUCCACACUUCGAUAUCUAUUUUUUUAUCCGACUGUCCUUAAACAACUCAAACGGUGCUUUCAGGGACCCGAACAGGUCCGUUUGUUCAGGACCGGACAAAACGAGCAGAACAGAGUCAUCUGCAAAGAAUCGAACUUUCAGCCACGUCUGAAAGUUCGUGGCUCGUGACGCCGUCCAUGAAACGGCGUCCAUGAAACGGCGUCCAUGAAACGGCGUCCAUGAAACGGCGCUCUGCCCCCGCACAUGUACAGCCAGCCUGCAGGGAAACGGAUCGCUCCCAAACCCAAAGGACUGAGAUGUUUCCCACAAACCUUCCAGCACAUUCUCCCCAGGAGGAGCGUCUAACGCCAGCACCGUAACGCCGCCACCGCUCUCUUGAACGCAGCUCGUCGCACUUUGUAGCAGUCUGACCACUGUUUCCACCCGACCACUUCAUGGCUGAACGCUCGCAAACCGGCAGGAAAACCGGGAAGAAACGAAACCUGCCAGCUUUUUAACAUUCACCGUCACACACUGGCAUGUUUUAGAUGUUUUAUAGCCGUUAUCAUCACCUCUAGCAGCAAAUUCUGGUCCCUUCUGAAGAGGAAUUAUAAAACGGUUCCCAAAGAUAUUUAAUUUUGUACAACGGGAAACCCUGAGCACAGAAGGAUCUUCACCUCCAAGAGGGAUUUUCCCACAAUCUGGAAAAUCUCAGAGAAAACCAGCAGAGCAGCGACUGACUUGUUGAAACUCCUCCGUUUUCAUCCGGCUGUGAAACGACUUUCAGAAACACGACUCCGUAUUUAAUCUCCGCCUGAAGUUUUUGUUCAAUAAAAGCACUUUUUCAGCUCA